AUAUAUGGAGUUUAAGAACUCAACAGAAGGAGCCGUCUUAAGAGUGUUAAGGGAUGCUCCGCCUAGUCAUUACUUGUUAAAAAUUCAGUCUUUCUCAUCUCUUACCAAUUUAAACAAGUUCAUCUCAAACAAUUUUGAUGCUGGGGGCUUCAAAUGGAAAUUGUGUCUCUAUCCAAAUGGAGACAAGGAGAAUAAAGGGGAAGGUCAUAUAUCUAUUUAUCUAGAAUUGGCAAAAAUGAGUUCUUUCCAAAUUGGGUGGGAAAUCAACAUGAUUUUCAAUUUUUUUGUAUUUGAUCAGCUUCAGGACAAGUAUGUUACAAUUCAAGAUGGGAGAAUAAGGCAUUUCCAUUCAAUGAGUACAGAAUGGGGCUUCUCCAGAUUCUUGGACCUGGAAACCUUUCAUAAUCCAUCAAACGGAUACCUUAUCAAAGACACUUGUGUCUUUUGUGCAGAGGUUUUUGUUGUCAAAAAUACUUUUAAGGGGCAGUUUUUAUGAUAGAUGGAAAAUCCUCCUACUCAUUAUCAUACCUGGAUGGUUCGGUUAGUUUGGACAAGUCACAGCUCUCCUAAACGUAUUAAUGCUUCUCUAGCAAUAAUA
This is a messenger RNA of Pistacia vera, 598 nucleotides long. RefSeq names its product ubiquitin carboxyl-terminal hydrolase 12-like. The record is from RefSeq and is a predicted model, not a curated record. The transcript is spliced from 4 exons. Gene Ontology annotation, molecular function: protein binding. NCBI's taxonomy places the organism in Eukaryota, Viridiplantae, Streptophyta, Magnoliopsida, Sapindales, Anacardiaceae. Bases 5 to 496 code for a protein of 163 amino acids.